UCGUUUAGGCGCUAAACUGAACAGUGCAUGGACUUCUCUUAUUGUGAAAAUGGCAUUUUCAUUACUUAGCUAAUAUCUAUAGAAAUAUAUUAAUAACUGUAGUCAGAACACAAAGGUCAAUUUUACCAUCACCACGGUCUGGUUUGAACGACCUAUGAACUGACGUCUAAACACCUCGGUUCUGCUGUUGAAAUCCAGGUUGAGCAUCACCUCUUCCUCCCCUGCCAGGCAGGUGAUGUAUGGACUUGUACGUGAUGAACUGUGAGCUUUUAGCAACGUGCAGUGCCCUCGGGUACCUGGAAGGAGACACCUACCACAAAGAACCUGACUGUCUAGAGAGUGUGAAGGACCUGAUCCGGUACCUGCGGCAUGAGGAUGACACGCGGGACACCCGUCAGCAGCUGGGGGCGGGCCAAAUCCUCCAGAACGACCUGCUGCCCAUUAUCACCCAGUACAGCCAGGACAAGGCCUUGUUUGACGCCUGCAUCAGGCUUAUGGUCAACCUUACCCAACCUGCACUGCUCUGCUUCGGGAAAGUCCCAGAUGACCCCACUGUCAGACAUCACUUCCUGGAAGUAGUAUCCUAUUUACAGGCCUAUAAGGAGGCUUUUGCCAAUGAAAAGGUAUUUGGAGUUCUGAGUGAGACCCUGUACAACCUGUUGCAACUGGACUGGGAGCAGAGGCAGGAGGAGGACAACCUGCUGAUUGAGAGGAUUCUGCUGCUGGUCAGGAAUGUACUGCAUGUCCCCGCUGACCCCUACGAGGAGAAGAACGUGGAUGAUGAUGCCAGUGUGCAUGACAAGUUGCUGUGGGCCAUCCACAUGAGUGGUCUGGACGACCUGAUCAAGUUCCUGGCCUCUGCACAGAGCGAGCAGCAGUGGAGCAUGCAUGUGCUGGAGGUCAUCUCCCUCAUGUUCAGAGACCAGACGCCGGAACUCCUGGUGAGUGCGGGUCAGGCUCGUUCAUCUCAGGAGAAACAGAGAGAUGCCCAGGAGCUGGAGGCACUACGACAAAAAGAGCAAGCGGAGAAACGCAGCCGCACCCUCCAGAGAGGAACCCGACACUCUCGCUUUGGAGGCUCGUAUGUGGUUCAGGGACUCAAGUCCAUUGGCGAGAAAGAUGUGAUCUACCACCGAGGCCUUCACAACUUCAAGAACUACACCCACGAUGAAGGCAAGGCGGUGAGACGUGUGCCCAAGCGGAAGCUGCACGCUCGAGACUCAGAGGGCAAACGCCGCUCGGCCCUCAACGUGCGCCUCUUCCUGCGCGAGUUCUGCUUGGACUUCCUGGAGAACUGCUAUAAUCGCCUCAUGUACCUGGUCAUGGAGGGACUGAUCAGGGAACAGGCGCAGCAGCACGACGAGACCUACUACCUAUGGUCUCUCAGCUUCUUCAUGGCCUUUAACCGCGGCAACGGUUUCCGUGCCGACCUGGUCUCCGAGACAAUGUCCAUCCGUGCCUUCCACUUCAUUGAGCGUAACAUCACCAAUUACUACGAGAUGAUGCUCACCGACCGCAAGGAGGCCACGUCCUGGUCCCGUAGGAUGCACCUGGCUCUGAAGGCGUACCAGGAGCUGCUGCUGACGGUGAACGAGAUGGACCGCUCCCGAGACGAGAACAUCAGACAGAGCGCGAACGUCAUCAAGAGUAACAUUUUCUACCUGAUGGAGUACAGAGAGAUCUUCUUGACCCUGCUGAGGAAGUUUGAUGAGACCAAGCAGCCGCGCACAUUCCUCAGGGACCUGUUGGAGUCCACCCACCUCUUCUUGCGCAUGCUGGAGCGCUUCUGCAAGGGACGCAACAACCUGGUGGUGCAGAAGAAGCGUGUGAAGAGUAAGAAGUCUAAGGGCCGGAAGAAUCCGACUGCAGCAGAGACCACCCCUGAGGCACUGGAGGAGACGUGGGGGGCCGUGGCAGAGGAGCUGAGGGCCAUUAGCUUUCAGUUGUCGGAGGCUCUGACAGAGGGCGCUGUGCCAUUUGACGCUGCGUCUGAGAUUCCCCUGGAGGAGCAGAGGACUGAGGCCAUGGUGCGUGUCCAGGAUGCCCUGCUCAACAGAUGGGGCCCUGAGGCUCUGGGCCUGCUACGAGCCGCGAGGGAGGUGUGGCCAGAGGGGGAUGUGUUUGGUUCAGCUGAUGUGGAGCCAGAGGAGGAACUGGAGCUCCUCAAACAGAUCCUCAUUGCCAACCUGCCCAGGCCACCUCCCCCUGAACCUGGGAUGGAGGAGGAGGAGGAUGGAGAGUUGGAGGAGGAAGAGCUGGAGUCUGUACGUGUGUCUGAGACAGAGUUCAACUUCCUGGACUUCAUCAAGAGGUUUGCCAACCCCAACAUCGUACGUCCCUACCUGCUCCUGCUCCGGUCCUACUCCCAGAACUCCCCCCACACCAACCACUGCAUCACGCGCAUGCUGCACCGCCUGGCUGUCGACCUUAAGAUGGAUGCCCUGCUCUUCCAGCUUUCUGUCUUCUGCCUCUUCAACAAGAUCCUCGGAGACCCUGCCGCCGCUGCCUAUAAGGAGCUGGUGACCUUUGCUAAGUUUGUGCUGAACCGUUUCUUUGCCCUGGCGGCUAAAAACAACAAGGCUUUUGUAGAGCUGCUCUUCUGGAAGAGUGUGGGAGCUGUACGCGAGAUGACAGAGGGCUACAGCAAGCCUGGAGAAGGAGAGGGGUCUAAGAAGAAAGCAAAAUGGACGCCAGAGGAAGAGGAUGAGCUGCGAACACUCUACGAGGAGCACCGCGACUCUGAAGUGCCAGACAUUGUUGAGACUCUGCUGCCGUUGCUUAGCAACACCACCCUUACGCGUCGGCAGGUGGUGGCCCAGUUGGUGGCGAUGGGACUGGUGGACAGUGUAAAAGACCUGAAGAAACAGAGGAAAGGCACUCGUAUUGUUCUGUGGACAGAGGAGCAGGAAGAAGAGCUACAGAUGCUGUUUGAGGAGUUCAGAGACUCCGAUGAUGUGCUGGGGAACAUCCUGAAAAAGGUGACGGCUAAACGUUCCCGGGCCCGCCUGGUGGAGAAGUUGCUCAGCAUGGGCCUGGUCUCCGACCGACGGGAACUCCACAAGAAGAGACGGCGCAACCCUAACGCUCCAGGGAAGAGCGCCGCGAUGAGAAUGACUGAAGAAGAGUUCCUGGCUGACCUCACUGGAGGUCUAACCGAAGAGCCCAUGGACGGAGACGAGGACGAGGAAGAAGACGAAGAGGAGAGCGAGGGGGAGGAGCGGGAGAGACGGGCUCCGGCAGCCAGAGGGAGGAAAAGCUGGAUGGCAGAGAGGGAGAGCAUGGUUGAGAAGAAUGCCAGUCUGAGGACCAUGGUGUACACUCUACGGCAUGAAGGUAUGUCAGGACCCCUGUUGUGGCUACAGAACUGCCUGAACAGAACGGCAGAUGACCGCGAGGAAGAAGGCUUGUUUCAGCCCGUGCCAAUUGUCCCUCUGACUGAGGAGAACGAGGAUGCCAUGGAGAAAAAGAGCUUCCAGAGGUUACUACAGAAAAUAGGGGUCCGAGCACCAGCUGAUGAGCAGGAGUCAUUCUGGAGGAUCCCAGCCCAGAUGAGACCAUCCCAGCUGAGGGGAGCGGCGGAGGUCCUUAGCCCCAGUCAGGAUGCCCUAGCAGCGGGGGCAGAGGAGUCGGAACAGCCAACCCCAGGGAGCCCCAUCCAGGAACAGCAGCAGGGGGAGGCAGACUCCCACGAGCAGAGAGCCCAGGCCCUCCGAGCCCUGCUGCUGGCCCGCAAGAUGAAACAGCCCUCUGCCUCAGCAGAACACACAGAUUUCACACCUGUUGAGGAUAUAGAUUCAGACAGUGCACCUCAGAGAUCUUCAGAGAAGAAGACCUCCACCAAGAGAAGGCGAGUGGUGUUGGACAGUGAUGAGGAUGAAGAGGACUCUCCCCUCACUAUGGACCUGGGGGCAGACGGGGACGCUGACUCAGACAGGGAGGCUCACUCCGCCCCUGCCAAGCGCAAACGACAGAGGGUCCUGAUUGACGAUGAUGAAGAUGAUUAGAGGAGAAGUCUUCAGUUUGAUUUAUUUGAUGUAUACUGUAUAGUGCUUUUUCAACUUUGUGCUUUACAGAGAAAGGGAAAAGCUCACCUCAUCCACCAACAAUGUGAGGCAUCCAUUUGGACCCAAUUUGAUUGAAGCAUCAUCAUACACCAUGCCUCUAUGGGGUUGUGUGUGGACUGAGGAUGGGGAAACAUGGACCCUCACUUACCAAAUAUUUCUCAGAGAAGGCGGUAUACAAGUGGUAUACAAGUCUUCUCAGACAAAAGACCAGAGAGGGAGAGAACCCCCAGUUUUUAGGUGAAAUGGUGCGUUGAUGACUCCUCCCCCUUUGCCUGUACUAAAUAUUUUGGAAAAGAUUCUAGUCCAGAUUGACAGCUCACUGUUAACUCAUUCUUGCUUUUGUUUAAUCAUUGUUGUAAGGAGCAGAUGGUAAGGCUAUUGUAUAAUUAAGGUGGUUAAAACGACUGGUUGGUUGUGUGGUCUGGUCGCUUAUUGUAUCCACUGUUUUCACAUCCUUAUAAGAACACACACACCAUGGUGUGUUUAUUUUCUUUUUGGCAGUAAUGAUGUCUUGCAGUAUGAGGAAGUGUAGGAUGUUCGUUCAAGGAUGUUUUUUUGAUGCGUUUGUCGUUUAUAUUCUUCAGUCUCUUUUUUGAGUAACCUUCAAUAUUUUGUAUUAAUUUCACAGGACCAGCCAAGCCAAUAUAGGGAUUAUACUGUCAAUGCCCAGGUUUUAGAAUGUGUUACCUCAAACUAGGUUGUUCUAUCCAUGGAUGUGUCCCACAUGGCACCCUAUUCCAUUUAUAGUGCACUACUUUUGAUCAAGGCCCAUAGGGUUUUGGUCAAAAGUAGUGCACUAUAUAGGAAUAGUGCCAUUUGGGACUCAAAUUAUAUAAACUCAAGAUUGUUUCAACUGCAGGUGUAAAGUAAUCAGCAGAUUACUGAACACCUGGGAAAUAUAUCUGCUCUGUUUUUUAAAAGCUGUUUUCAGAAAGUAGUUUCUCAUGUUAGAGUUCAGGGUAACACCUGCAUACGUUGAUGAUUAAACAAACCAAAAAGUUA
Molecule: messenger RNA, 5066 nt
Organism: Salvelinus namaycush (lake trout)
Lineage: Eukaryota; Metazoa; Chordata; Actinopteri; Salmoniformes; Salmonidae
Gene: timeless
Product: timeless circadian clock
Exons: 31
Coding region: 240-4004 (1254 amino acids)
Biological process (GO): replication fork arrest; DNA repair; DNA replication checkpoint signaling
Cellular component (GO): replication fork protection complex
Molecular function (GO): DNA binding
Source: RefSeq, a predicted model, not a curated record